GCUCGAAUCGAAGAAACAGGCAGCUGCUGUGGUGGGUUGCAGAGUCCUAUAAAGAGGCUCUUUACAGGGCUCUGGUGUGUUGUGGUCGACUGUCCCUCGUCUUGCAGAUUCUUCAUUUGUGGAGAGUCCUCCUAAUCCUAUAACCAUGGCCAAGGACAUAACUCUGCUGUGGGGCUCCGGUUCUCCUCCCUGCUGGAGGGUCAUGAUCGCUCUGGAGGAGAAGAACCUUCAGGGGUACAACAGCAAACUGCUGUCUUUCGACAAAAUGGAGCACAAGUCCCAAGAAGUGUUGGAUAUAAAUCCUCGAGGGCAGCUUCAGUCCUCUUCUAUGAUUGGUACGUCCCUAAAGAGGAACGGCACGACUCUGCCCUGAAGAGAAACAAGGAAAACCUGGUCACUGAACUCGGCCUGUGGGAGGGUUACCUGCAGAAGCUGGGCUCGGGCUCUCACCUGGCAGGACCGUCUUUCACCCUGGCAGAUGUGGUCGUUUUUCCAACCGUUGCUUUUCUCUUCAGAUUUGGGCUGUCUGCAGAGCGCUACCCUAAACUGGGAGAGUAUCACGCCCGGCUGAAGGACAGACCGAGCAUGAAAGCCAGCUGGCCCCCUCAUUGGCUGGAAAACCCCGAGGGACAAGACGUGCUGAAAGACAUGUGAAACUGACACAUCUGCACCAAAUAUCUGUCUUUCUCUAUAAAACAUGCAAAACCAGUUGUUAAAAUAGAUUCAGCCUCAGUUUCUAAUCAAAAAAUGCUAACAUAGUUUUCUGCAGACUAACACCCUGAGGCCUUACUUCCUUCAGUGUUGGCAAGUGUCCCGUGAUGACUGCAGCUGAUUUCACUGUGUUGAAAUCUCAACAGAUUUCUGUAAUCACACCACCUGCAGCGUUGAAAGCCUUCUCGGCGCCUUCGGUAGUUUUUGUUUCAGUUGGUGUCAACAUUCCCUUCGCCCCAGUUAAACGCUGCGUAGUAAAAUGUUGUCGGUGCCAUCAUUUUAGAACUGACCAGAUAUAUCCAGUUCGAGGUGUUCAAAGUUCACCUGGAAGAGGUAAAGACAGGUUUGUCUUUCAAUAGCUAAUCUGUGUUUUAUCUUUUUAAAUGCCUGAAACCCAUUCUCUCUGCACAAAGGUAGCUCGUGUCCUGUAUGGUCAUGACUUUGCAUAAAUCUCAGUCCACAGAGUUGCUUCCUUUGCAUAGUCUUUGCAUUUCAUGUUGCGUGCAGCCACACAGCUGGAAGCUGCAU
Nematolebias whitei (Rio pearlfish) is the source of this 1239-nucleotide messenger RNA. RefSeq names its product glutathione S-transferase A. The record is from RefSeq and is a predicted model, not a curated record. NCBI's taxonomy places the organism in Eukaryota, Metazoa, Chordata, Actinopteri, Cyprinodontiformes, Rivulidae. Gene Ontology annotation, cellular component: cytoplasm. Gene Ontology annotation, molecular function: glutathione transferase activity; glutathione binding.